Messenger RNA from Anthonomus grandis grandis, 2593 nucleotides. It is a transcript of the gene Sira, whose product is annotated as SID1 transmembrane family member 1-like. The transcript has 14 exons. NCBI's taxonomy places the organism in Eukaryota, Metazoa, Arthropoda, Insecta, Coleoptera, Curculionidae. Gene Ontology annotation, cellular component: membrane. The record is from RefSeq and is a predicted model, not a curated record. The coding region runs from base 272 to 2548 and encodes 758 amino acids.
AAAUAAGGACAAAUAAAUUGGAAAAAGACGAAAGAACCGUGUAUUAUUAAAAUACAAACGUACAAUCGACGCUCUGUAAAUAAUUGAUUAGAUAAGAAACAUUAGACAAAUUGCAAACGUCCAUAGUCAUUACACCUGCCAGAGUAUAGACAUUGAAAUGAAAUUUUAAUUGAUGGUUAGCGGAAAGGUUUGUUUUGCUAUAUCCCCUGUUAUUACAGUGCCCUUUGAUGAGUACAUUUUGGAAUCAAAUCUAAGUUCUUAAGAAACAGAAAUGAAAAAUGUGUGGGUCUUCGCCAGUUUUCUAACGUUAUUGAAAAUCAUUCUGGUAAAUGGCCAAACUGGUUUGGAAGUCAAUAGAAUUCGCGCCAACUAUGAGGAGGUCCAAAAUAUCAGCCUCAAUUUGUAUAACGAGUCCGUUUUAAUUUAUCCCUCGUCCUCGGCAAUAAAUCCGUACAGAGUAAAGGCCUGGUCCGACGAUGUAAAGGCAGAUCUGCCAGUUCUAUUGGUGGUAAAACAAGCGACACAAGUCACCUCGUGGACCGUGCCGGAAAUGAUUGAGACGACCCAAAGCGACAAGAUUCUACGCUUCUACAACACCACAAAGACCAUGUGUCAUGACAAUAUGGAUAAAAUUGUUAACCCUACAAAUCCUUCUUUCUCUGUCGGGCCUCUGGUGGUUUCCCAGACUUUUUUGGUUGCCUUGUCGACCUCCUCGCUCGAUAACGUUACUGUACACGUGGUCCUCGAAGAAGACACUAAUUUUUAUUUGAAGAGAAACGUUAAUUACUCCGUUAAUAUAUCUCCUUCGGAGCCCGGAUAUAAAUGUUUCCUAUUUGAUAAAAAUGCCUCUGAUACCAUUGUUAUUGAAGUUGAUUCUUUGGACGACGGUUGUCUUAUCGUAUCUGUACAAGAUAGCAGGUGUCCCGUUCUAGACACCAACAAAGACGUGAAAUACGAGGGCACCUAUCAAACAGUGACUAGAAAAGGAGCAAUUACAAUAACUAAACGAAAGUACCCCUUGGGAUUCUUCCUGGUAUUCGUCGCCAGACCGGACAACUACAAGUGCAGCCAAGAAAACUCGAUAAUUCCUCAGGUGCAACGGAUGAGUUACGUCUUGGAGAAUAACAUUAGCACCACCAUCACCUUCCUAAUUAGAGACAGUAUUAGUGUAAAAGAUUAUUUGAUUGCCUGUAUCGGUACCAUGAUGAUGGUCGCGAUUUUCGGUAUUACAUUAACCGGAAUCAUUUUUGUGCUGAAUAGAUUCGGUACCAUUUCAAAAAUGAAGGACGGUCCUAUAAAAGUCAAAGAUGUAAUCGAACCUUUAACGAUAGAAGAAAAACGGAAAAUCGUCCUUUCUGAAGAAGUGACCGUGAACAUGCUCGCCAAAUACCCAGGCAGAAUUAAGCAGCGGUCAUUUAAUUACUUUUCACAUACAGCUAGCAUAGCUUUGUUUUAUAGCAUCCCCGUUAUACAACUGGUGGUAACUUAUCAGAGGAUGGUCAAUGUGAGCGGCAACCAAGACCUUUGCUAUUACAACUUUAUGUGUACUCAUCCAGCACUCGGUUUUAGCGAUUUCAAUCAUAUCUAUUCGAAUAUCGCUUACAUGCUGAUUGGACUUUUUUUCCUUAUUGCCGUCCUGGAUAGGCAGCAUCGUAUUAAGAUUACCAAAGAUAAAGGAAUCCCGGUGCAUUAUGGGUUAUUUUAUGCCAUGGGUUUAGCUUUGACAAUCGAGGGGAUACUUUCUGGUUGUUACCAUAUCUGUCCCAGUCAAUCUAAUUAUCAAUUUGAUACAAGCUUUAUGUACGUUAUGGCGGUCCUCAUGAUGGUCAAAUUAUACCAGAACAGACAUCCGGACAUAAACGCGACCGCUUACUCCACCUUUACCGUGGUAGGGUUCGCCAUAUUUAUUGCGAUGAUUGGGAUCCUUAACGGAUCACUUUUUAUAUGGAUAGCGUUCCUGGUAAGCUACGCCAUACUAAUAAUGGUCCUAUCGUUGAAAAUUUAUUAUUUUAAUAUGGUCGUUGUGGGGGUUCAGCAGUUUUAUUCAAAGUAUCAACAGGCGGGACUAUGUCUGGAUACUUUUCAUCCAAUUAGAAAAGGCCGUUUUAUUAUCCUCUGUUUGGCCAACCUGGCUAAUUUUGCCAUAUUAGGCAUGGGUAUUUACAUUUAUAUGAAUAACGUUACCGAUUUUGGAACGUUUUUGUUAGGAUUACUGUUGGCCAAUACGGUUUUGCAUACGUCUUUUUAUACAGUUAUGAAGUUAAUCCACAAGGAGAAGAUCAGCUACGAGGCGAUUAUCUUUGGUGCCUGCGGUAUGGCAUGCUGGAUUACAUCUGGAAUAUUCUUCUUGGACGCUGCCACUUUAUGGACAGUGACCCCGGCAGAAUCGAGACAAUGGAACCAGGGGUGCAUUUUCUUGGGUUUUUAUGACAAACACGACGUUUGGCACCUGCUCAGCGCCCCCGCCCUUUAUUUCACCUUUUUAUACUUGAUGUACUUGGACGACGAUUUGUGUGAUAAGCCCCAAAACCAGAUCCCAGUAUUUUAAUUAUAAUUUAUUUAAGUUUUGUACCAUUAAACCAUUUUUUUUAAA